AUGGCGGAGCUGCAGGAGGUGCAGAUCACAGAGGAGAAGCCGCUGUUGCCAGGGCAGACGCCCGAGGUGGCCAAGGAGGCUGAGUUAGCUGCCGGAAUCCUCCUGGACCAGGGACAGACUCACUCUGUGGAGACACCUUAUGGCUCUGUCACUUUUACUGUCUAUGGCACCCCCAAACCCAAACGCCCAGCGAUACUCACCUACCAUGAUGUGGGACUCAAUUAUAAAUCUUGCUUCCAGCCGCUGUUUCAAUUCGGAGAUAUGCAGGAAAUCAUUCAGAACUUCGUGCGAGUUCAUGUGGAUGCCCCUGGAAUGGAAGAGGGGGCUCCUGUGUUCCCUUUGGGAUAUCAGUACCCAUCUCUGGACCAGCUGGCAGAUAUGAUCCCUUGCAUCCUGCAGUACUUAAAUUUUUCCACAAUAAUUGGAGUUGGUGUUGGAGCUGGGGCCUACAUCCUGUCACGAUAUGCUCUUACUCACCCGGAUACAGUCGAAGGUCUUGUCCUCAUCAACAUUGAUCCCAAUGCCAAGGGCUGGAUGGAUUGGGCAGCCCACAAGCUAACAGGCCUCACCUCUUCCAUUCCGGAGAUGAUCCUUGGACAUCUCUUCAGCCAAGAGGAGUUGUCUGGAAAUUCUGAGUUGAUACAAAAGUACAGAAAUAUCAUUACACAUGCACCCAAUCUGGACAACAUUGAACUGUACUGGAAUAGCUACAACAACCGCCGAGACCUGAACCUUGAGCGUGGAGGUGCUGUCACCCUCAAGUGCCCUGUGAUGCUGGUGGUAGGAGACCAAGCACCCCAUGAAGAUGCAGUGGUGGAAUGUAACUCAAAGCUGGACCCCACCCAGACCUCUUUUCUCAAGAUGGCUGACUCUGGAGGCCAGCCCCAGCUGACUCAGGUGAUGGCCUCAUCCUGCAUGACUCGCCUGUCACGAUCGCGCACAGCCUCCCUGACCAGUGCAGCAUCCAUUGACGGCAACCGGUCCCGCUCUCGCACCCUGUCCCAGAGCAGCGAGUCUGGAACUCUCCCUUCAGGGCCUCCAGGGCAUACCAUGGAGGUCUCCUGUUGAGUGACCUUUGUUGCCCUGGUGUAGGACCCAGCCCUCACCUCCCCCAGCACUAACCUGGGAGGUGCAUAGGGCACUGGGCCAGAGUAAGGGAAGAUGGGCAGAUCAUGUGGGGAGAUGACCUUGAUCUUUGAUUGCUACCCUAACCUUGACCUCUAACCUGUGAUUCCCCUCAGCUCCUGGGAGAGAUGUCCCAAUAUCUCUUAGGGACCCAGACCCCUAAAGUAUCCCUCUCCCUCAUUGUGGUGU
Messenger RNA from Puma concolor (puma), 1314 nucleotides. Lineage: Eukaryota; Metazoa; Chordata; Mammalia; Carnivora; Felidae. The record is from RefSeq and is a predicted model, not a curated record.